Molecule: messenger RNA, 417 nt
Organism: Laetiporus sulphureus 93-53
Lineage: Eukaryota; Fungi; Basidiomycota; Agaricomycetes; Polyporales; Laetiporaceae
Exons: 3
Coding region: 1-417 (138 amino acids)
Source: RefSeq, a predicted model, not a curated record
AUGUCCGUUCAGCUAUCUCCUUUAGAUGUGGGCCUGGUUCUAUGGCGUACCCACCUCGGCACUGCAACCAAUAAUACAUCUCAGGGCGGACCCGGCAGCUCACAGAGCACGUUCCAAGAAUUGGCGUCGUCCAUAAUUACGAGCGUGGACAUCAGAAUGGCUGAUGCGAAAGAGUAUUUGGACUAUCCUCCCAAUCAGCCCGAAAAUCCGGGCGUGGAGGACAUCAAGAAUAUUGUCGCGCGUCGCAACGUAAUGAUCAGUGACAUGAAGAUCCCAAUCGUCGGUUCAAGCCUUACCGCUGCUGGAUAUGAGCACCGCCCUACAGUCUCUCUGCCAGCUUCGUUAUCUCCAAGCCAGCACCUUGCAGAUGGGGACGUGGGAUCCAAGACGAUAAGAGGAGAUGGUGAUGAUCCAUGA